Molecule: messenger RNA, 1089 nt
Organism: Eimeria mitis
Lineage: Eukaryota; Apicomplexa; Conoidasida; Eucoccidiorida; Eimeriidae
Product: Carbonyl reductase 1, related
Exons: 7
Coding region: 1-1089 (362 amino acids)
Molecular function (GO): oxidoreductase activity
Source: RefSeq, a predicted model, not a curated record
AUGGCAUUCUUAUUUAGCGCAAAAUGGGCUUGGGUGGCUUUAAGGUUUAUUCUGAGGCGGAGAGAAGAGCUGAGGAAUAUCAGGAAAAAGGGCUUCGUCGUCGUUGUAAUCGGCUGCACCAGUGGUCUCGGAAUGGCAAUUGUGCUUGCUGUAUGUGACCGCCUGUCUAAAAUCCAAAGCCAUGGUGCUCAUACCGUCAUUAUAACAGCAAAAACCGAGGAAGAAGGCGUGCUACUUUUGGAACGCCUACGACACCCGACGGUCCGCGUGGGUUUCCAUCAGCUGGAUGCCAGCAACAGCAACAGCCUGACGGCAUUCUCCCAGAACCUUAAAGAGAAAUUUGAGCACAUUGAUAUUUUAAUGAAUUGCACAAGCAUGCUUCCUUCAGCCGCUGAAUUGAGCUGGCACGGCAACACGCUUCGCAUCAUGAGCGCCGAUUACUACGAAGCCAAACUAAUAAUACAGGCUCUUAUGCCGUUGAUGGCUCUUGGAGGCCGAGUCGUCAUCGGUGCCUCCAGCCUUGCAGAACUUGCAAUCACGUGGAUGAACGAGGAAGCCUUUGCUAAGUUGUUCAGCCCAGACUCCACUGAGAAGGACCUCGACGAGAUUGCCGAUGGCUUCAUGCAGGAAAUGCAAGAAGAAAGCACAGACGGCAAGCGCGUCUAUGAUGCUAUGGCUUACCCUUUUGUUCAAGCCACUCGAAUCGCGUUGGCGCACUGCUUGGGAAACCAGCUGAACCAGAGCUCGAAAGACCCCCGAAAACGCAUUACAGUUUGUUCCUUCUCUCUGGGUUGGUGCCGAUCGACAUCAGAGAGGGAUAGAGCUCCCUUCUCAGCGCUUGAUGGAGCUGAGGAGGCCGUGUUCGCUGCCUUUGAUGCAAGUCCAGGGGAAAUACAGGGUGCAUUUCUUAUUGGGAGAAAAGCUGCAAAAUUUGGAGAGGUAUUUGCAGCAAUAAAUGCCGAUGCUGCACGGAGCCGCCGCACCUUAGCAGAGAAAAACGACCACCACACGCACCUGAAACAUUUGACGAGGAAAGCAGCAGAAGCAAUCGAAGAUACUCCUCAGGUAGUAACUGUAGAAGAAUCUUAG